Messenger RNA from Acanthochromis polyacanthus (spiny chromis), 3002 nucleotides. Its product is annotated as flavin-containing monooxygenase 5-like. Lineage: Eukaryota; Metazoa; Chordata; Actinopteri; Pomacentridae. Gene Ontology annotation, molecular function: flavin adenine dinucleotide binding; N,N-dimethylaniline monooxygenase activity; NADP binding. The record is from RefSeq and is a predicted model, not a curated record.
AAGAAGCUUCACUCCGCCCACCGUCCAGCUCCAUGCAACCUCAGACCGUGUGCAUACAACACGAAGAAGCUGUUUCCUGACUCGAGCUGCAGAAAGAUUUGAAGUAUGACUCGUCGCGUGGCAGUGAUUGGAGCAGGCAGCUCAGGUAUGGUCUGCAUCAAGUGCUGCCUGGAUGAAGGGCUGGAGCCUGUUUGCUUUGAAAGCAGCAAUGACAUCGGAGGCCUGUGGAGGUUUAAGGAGAAUCCAGAGUCAGACAGAGCCAGCAUCUACCACUCUGUCAUCAUCAACACCUCCAAGGAGAUGAUGUGCUACAGCGACUUCCCCAUCCCCGCACAUUUCCCAAACUUCAUGCACAACACCCUCAUCAUGGACUAUUAUCGGAUGUACGCCGACAACUUCAAGCUCAUCAAGCACAUCCGCUUCAAUACCAGAGUCCUGCAGGUGAAGCAGAGAUCAGACUUUUCCCAUUCAGGCCAGUGGGAUGUUGAAACGGAGAACAGUGAAGGCAAAAAGGAGAAACACAUUUUUGAUGCCGUGAUGAUCUGUGUUGGACAUCACUGCCACCCCAACCUGCCUCUCCAUGACUUCCCAGGCAUCGACACUUUUACGGGGAAGUAUUUCCACAGCAGAGACUACAAGACUCCUGAAGAGUGGAGGAAUAAAAAGGUUGUGGUGAUUGGAAUCGGAAACUCUGGAGGUGACAUAGCAGCGGAGCUGAGCAGAUUCACCAAGCAGCUUUACCUGAGCACUCGUAGGGGAGCCUGGGUUCAGAACAGAGUUGGGGACAACGGGAUUCCCCGUGAUCUGUUGAACAACAGGGUCAGAGGUUUUCAACGGAGAAACUUACCCUUUGUUUUCUGUUCUCUGGGAGAGAAGAAACUCAACUCCAGAUUUGAUCACACUCUGUACAAUCUGAAGCCAAAGCACAGGUUGCUCAGCCAACAUCCCACAGUGAACGAUGAGCUUCCCAACCGCAUCCUGUCUGGAACAAUUCAGGUGAAACCCAACAUCCGCAGAUUUCAAGGUUCCAGUGUGGAGUUUGAUGAUGGAAGUGUAGUGGAAGAUGUUGACCUGGUGGUUUUUGCCACAGGUUACCGGUUUUCCUUUCCAUUUCUGGCUUCACAAGUGGUCUCAGUGUCUGAGAACAAAGCAUCUCUGUACAAGUAUGUGUUUCCUCCUGAGCUGGAUCGGCCCACGCUGUGUAUCAUUGGUUUAGUGCAACCACUGGGAGCCAUUAUGCCCAUCUCUGAGAUGCAGGCCAGAUGGGCCACACGUGUCUUUAAAGGCUGCUUAAAGCUUCCUUCAGUGGCUGCUAUGCUAAAAGAUAUCCAGUAUAAGAAAGAGACCAUGGCUAAAAGGUAUGUCACCAGUCAGAGACACACCAUCCAGGUGGACUAUGUUGACUACAUGGAUGAUGCCAAGAUAGUGGGGGUUCGACCCAACAUCCUCAAGCUGCUGCUGACUGAUCCCAGAAUUGGAAUGAGCGUGGCGUUUGGUCCAGUCACACCCUACCAGUAUCGUCUCGGAGGGCCAGGAAAGUGGGCCGGAGCCCGGCAGGCCAUCCUCACCCAGUGGGAGAGAAUAUCUCAACCCAUGCAGACCAGACCCUGUGAGGUCAAAGCCAAGAGAUCCGUCAUGUGGCCUCUGGUUCUGUCAACUGCUGCUGUGAGCUUGGCUGCCUACGUGAACAGGAACAACCUUCCAGCCAUCCUACAGGAUCCAUCUGCAUUGCUGGACAGGAUUAGAGAGCACCUGCCUGCAAUGCUGCAACAUUCUUAACCAGUCAGCUUCAUCUGUGAUCACUCUUUGAAUGUUUGCUCAGCAAACGUCUGCACUAAACUACAACAAUGUCUGAAAUUGACAAUUUACUGAUACGUUAGUGAAUGAUGUAAUUGUAUGGUAACUUUGAAGGUCAGCUCCACAUCACUAUUUGUCAAUGAUUAGCAGCCAUAUGUAAACUGACCACUCUUAUUUUCUGGAUUUUCACACUGUCCGCUGACAUCUGUCUGACCAGCUGCAUAAAAUGUUUUACUCAGUAAGAGUUCUGGGUCAGCUUACCUUCACAGACUCACACUCUGUGUUGGUAAGCCCACAGUAUACCAGAAUACUAAUAACCACCCCACAGCAGUAAACUUUGCAUGAGGAUUUGGGUGAAUUUCUUCAACAUCAGUAUCUGGACAAAAAAAGAGAUCAUCUGUUAAACAACAGUUUAAAACGAUUAACUAUUUUGCAUCCUUUAAUAUACUUACAUUUUCUUUCAAAUAACAAUAAAUAUCUGCAAAAUGUUUUUUGCGGAUUUAAGUAUAGUAAAAUAGCGUUAUUUUGCAAUUGAAGAUCAUAAAAGAACAAAUUACUAUAUGUUAAAGUUAAACAUUUUUCAGGUGGACACUGCUUGCAAUUUUAGCCUGUUUUUCCUGUAUUUUUUCUAACAGUUAACAUGUAAUUUUAUUCUUUUGUCUGUUAUUGUUACCAAUUAUUAUCUGUAAUUUAACAAAACAAAGAAAAUCUGUGAAAUAACUGUAAAUUGUUGAUGAAGCACUGUUAAAACUGUUUCAAACUUUCAUUCUUGAUGUUUCUUGUGCAUAAAGCUAAUGAUGAUUCACAGCUACAGUAUCGUUAUGAAGGUAGCAAAAGCAAACUGUGCAAAAGUAUAAAUCCACCUCAAAAUCAAUGUUAGAAGCCGAUAUUGUCUGUUUUAGUCUGACUGAACUCUUUCCUGCAGGCUUAAUAACUCUCCCAACUGAGAAGAUCAUGAUGGAGGAUGGAUUGAGAAAGACACAGCAGAGAUGCAUCAAAAGUAAGAAAAAAAACUGUGAAGCUGAAUUACAAAGCUGCUGUCGUUUACUGCUGCUGUUUAUUGUCUACAAUUAACAGCCUCUUUCCUCCAUAAUUCCUCAUAACCCCUCAGUAAGUUGUAAGAAUAAUAAUGCAUCAGCUGUAGGUGGAGAAUGUUUUCAGAAUGGGCAAUUUGAAUAAAAUAUGGGGAAGUUUUUAAACAUAAA